This is a messenger RNA of Sardina pilchardus (European sardine), 5428 nucleotides long. It is a transcript of the gene prkacaa, whose product is annotated as protein kinase, cAMP-dependent, catalytic, alpha, genome duplicate a. Gene Ontology annotation, biological process: protein phosphorylation. The record is from RefSeq and is a predicted model, not a curated record. Gene Ontology annotation, cellular component: nucleus. Gene Ontology annotation, molecular function: ATP binding; protein kinase A regulatory subunit binding; protein serine/threonine kinase activity. Lineage: Eukaryota; Metazoa; Chordata; Actinopteri; Clupeiformes; Clupeidae. The coding region runs from base 626 to 1684 and encodes 352 amino acids. The transcript is spliced from 10 exons.
UCUGUCUGAAGCUGGAGUUCCCUCUAGCUGUAGUCGGAGGAUUAAUGGGGGUCUGUCGAAUUAUGCGAACAAGCUAGCUAGCUGCAGCGGUUCUGGAUCCUGGAAAGUCAUCGGGGCAGGGACCAACUGAAAAGGGGAAUAUUAUUUUUUAUUAUAGAAAUAAUACCAGCCGUUAGAGGAGUCUUGGCUUCUCCAGCAGCAGAGUCCGGGCCUUGCUGGGUGCUACAGUAUAGUCUGAGGGGGUAGCGUUAGCUACGUUCGAGGGGGAGAGGUACAAGCAAAGAACUGGUUUCGACGAUUUCUACUGUACCAAGGGAGCCGAGAAACAUUAGUUGGCUAGCAGUUUACUGCAACCCAUAGGUAGCUAAAUAGCUAGCUCACAUAGCUAGCUAGCGUUUAUUCGCUAGCUAGCUACUUAGCUAGCAAACGUUACCUACGGACUUUUUUCAACGCAAGGUAGAACAAACAACGGGGAGAUACCACGAUUGGUAUAAGACGUGUUGCGAAUUAUGUUUGUAGACUACGUGCGCAUCGACUCUAGAUAUUGAAGACUCGAUUGAGAAGUGGACGUAAAGAAAAUCGCAAGAAAUUCUGUAUCAAGGGAUCUCCUACCUGGCCUGCAAUCAUGGGCAACGCGCCCACCUCCAAGAACAAGGGCAACGAGAUGGAGAGUGUGAAGGAGUUCCUCGCCAAAGCCAAAGAAGACUUCCUGAAGAAAUGGGAGAGCCCUGCACAAAACACCGCAGCCCUUGACCAGUUUGAUCGGUUGAAGACCCUGGGCACGGGCUCAUUCGGGCGGGUCAUGCUGGUACGACAUAAAGAAACGGGCCAGCAUUUUGCCAUGAAAAUCCUCGACAAACAGAAGGUGGUGAAGCUCAAACAGAUAGAGCACACGCUGAACGAGAAGCGCAUCCUGCAGGCUGUCAGUUUCCCCUUCCUAGUGCGGCUGGAGCACUCCUUCAAGGACAACACAAACCUGUACAUGGUCAUGGAAUACGUUCCUGGGGGCGAGAUGUUCUCUCAUUUAAGGAGAAUUGGCAGGUUCAGUGAGCCACACGCCCGUUUCUACGCUGCCCAGAUCGUCCUGACCUUCGAGUACCUCCACUCAUUGGAUCUCAUCUACCGAGACCUGAAGCCGGAGAACCUGCUCAUAGACAACCAAGGUUACAUACAGGUAACAGAUUUUGGGUUUGCCAAAAGGGUGAAGGGUCGGACCUGGACGUUGUGUGGCACCCCAGAAUACCUGGCCCCUGAAAUCAUCCUCAGCAAAGGUUAUAAUAAAGCUGUUGACUGGUGGGCUUUGGGGGUACUUAUUUAUGAGAUGGCCGCAGGUUACCCCCCAUUCUUUGCUGACCAGCCCAUUCAGAUCUACGAGAAGAUUGUCUCGGGAAAGGUGCGCUUCCCAUCGCACUUCAGUUCGGACCUGAAGGACCUGCUGCGUAACCUGCUGCAGGUGGACCUGACCAAGCGCUUCGGCAACCUCAAGAACGGCGUCAACGACAUCAAGGGCCACAAAUGGUUCGCCACUACCGACUGGAUCGCCAUCUACCAGCGGAAGGUGGAGGCUCCUUUCAUCCCUAAGUGCAAAGGUCCCGGAGACACCAGCAACUUCGACGACUACGAGGAGGAGGAGAUCCGGGUGUCUUUCACAGAGAAGUGUGCAAAGGAGUUUGCCGAAUUCUGAAUGCACCCAGGUGCAACAGCGGCAGAGUGGGGACAAAGAGGAAGAGAAAAGGUGGAAGGGAGGAACAGAGAAAGAGCAAAGGGUUGAGGGGGGGCAUAAAGGUGGAAAAAAAAAACGGGACUGCCGACCUGCACAUAGAAAGAGCGACAACAACAAUGUAUAACCCCCCUCCCUCCCCCCUCCCUCCUUCCUUCCCUUCCUCGGAAGGAGCAAUGAAGUGGUCCAGGUAGAGCCAGCAGUGUUGCCUUCUCAGAUCGUUUCUCACCUAUUAAUUAUCCAUUUAAUGUUUAUCCCCCCCCCCCCCUCUUUCUAUCUCUUGGUCUGGUGGCAGAGAUGCAGUCCACUUUUUUCUUCUUGUAAUCCAUCGUCAUUGUUUUGUUUGUUUGUUUUUGGUUAUUUUUUUUUCUUUCUUUUCAAAAUCAAGGCAGAGUGACACUGUUGAGUCACUGCAGCUGGUUGCAGGCGUCGAUGUCUAUGUGGUACUGGGUUGCAAGCCCUUCCCAGGGUGGGUCAUCUCUGGAGGUGCUUGUCAGUGAACAAGGGCAUCACCAUCACUGCUUGGUUAUUAGAAACCACACGUCACCCCAUCUGGACACACACACAUAUACACACACAAACAUGUAUACACACAUGCGCACACACAGACACACACACUCUCUCAGUCUGCCCUGGCUUCUUAUCCUCCACCUGCCCAAGCAAUACAAAGUUCAGCUCUAAUGUCUCUACUGUGCCUGUCAUGAUGCCAGCUUUUUCAGUGGUCGUGCUGGAAAGUACCUCCACUGGGAUUCAGCUUGUGGUGGCAGCAAACCCUCUUUUUUUGUUUUGUUUGUUUGUUUUUCUUGAGAAUCGAAAUCAUGAUGCCUGAUGCAUCGCCACACACACACACACACACACACACACAUACACAAACGCUCAUCAAUUAUGUGUUUAUAUUGUGGCACGAAUGUUUGUACUUGUACUUUUGUUUAUUUUUUCGCUUUCUUUUUUCCAUCACUGUUGACCACUUGAAAAGCAAGACUAGAUUUGAGUCAUGUACCGAAAGUUGGUCUCUCAACAGGUUUGUCAUGUAGGUCUUAAUUGUCCUAGGGACCUAUCAGUUAGCAGACCUACGCUCAGCCUUUUGUAGGGAUAAUUAUGUCCAUCUGUGGCUCUCAUGAAUGAGUUUUUUCCCCCAUUAUUUUUGUUAACAACCUUUCUGAGAAUAAUGUGUGUCUUCUUAAGUGUGUGUGUGAGUGUUUGUUUAGUUGUUUGGACAGAAUCUAAAAUGUGUUUUCCUUUUUUUUUUCUUUUUUUUAAGUAAUCACCACCAUUUUUAUGAUCACUCCUCAGUAUAGAUUCUUGUAGCACAUAAAUAUACAUCGAUAUGAUUGACUCCACACCCUGUCAUUCACUCCCAUCACUUUUCUCGCCUUUAAUAGCUAUGGAAUAAUAAUUAAAAACAAAAACUUACAUGAAGUUUUUUUUUUUUUUUUUUUGGUUUUACGAAUAAACUGACAUGAUGUCUGCCAAAAUCACAAAUGUUGACGGCAUUGUCGAGAGCCAAGAUGCUCCGUAAUUAAUUUAAGUGAUGGGAGACUGUAAAGAGGAAAUAAGUAGCAAAACGCAAAACGUUUCAGAUACAUGGUGCAUGCCAUUUUUGUAGAUAACGCGUAUAAAAGGGUAAGUUAACACUUUUCUUUGGUUCUUCUCAGUAUCUGUUUUGGUCAGGUUUCACAGGGUUGUGGGUAUAUAUUUUUUCUUUUAUUUGGUGGUGGGAGCGGGCUGCAGUUUAUUGUUGGUGCGUGUGUGUGUGUGUGUGUGUAUGUAUGCCUUUGUUUCUGUUGCUUCAUAAUAUUUGAAGGGAGCUUAGGGAGUGAGUGUAGAUUUGUUUCUAUAUGCCAGGUUUGAGUUUUUUUUAAAACUCUACUCAAGAUUGCCCCCCCCCCCUCCCCCCCAGCCCCACCCUGUCCCGCUCUAUGAUCUGUAAUAGUUGUUGGGACUUGGGCUACAAGAUCCGAACUACUACCCCCCCGUCUGCUUUCCUUUUAAAGCAGUUUUUUUUUAAUUGUCCAGUCAAUCCUUCUCUAGUCUGACAUUUCCUCUCCCUCCCGAACUCCAUUUGCAACAACACCAUUUUUUUUCUUCUGGAUGUGUAUUCUGGAAACCAAUGCGUCCAUGUGGCUUAUAAUUCCGUCUGUUAAUGAAAAAAAAAAAAGUCUACCUAUAAUGUACAGAAAUGAUUCAUUGCAAGAGGGUCAUUUUGAAGUCUGCUAGCCCGGUUACAUUUUGGACAGGAUUCCCUGUGUGUACUGCAGGACGCGAGACAAUCUAUGGCCUAAUCCCCAACACGGUUGGCUUUUUAAGAACCCUGUGCAAUAAUGCAAAACAAUUUGUUUAUGUCCAAACUUUAAUUUUUGGCUUCUUGGUUGAUGUGAACUUCUUUCAUGCUCAUGUCAUUAUCUUUGGCCCAUCCGCCCAGUCAGUUGUUCUUUUGCCGACUGCAACAGUACACAGCUGAUAUGUGUUGGUGUUUUUUUCUUUUUGUUUCUACAAUGAACAUUAACACAUUGUUUUGUCAUGACAUUUAGGCUAGUUUAAAUUAUUUCAACUGAAUGUUCACAAAUCUAAUAGUUUGUUGCCAGCUUAUUAAACCUUUCAAAUGCUAUUUUUUGUUUGGAAGGACUGGGUUAAUUGACUCAAUAGAACUGAUGAAUUCUGUCUUGUAAAAAUGUGUUUAAAAUGCUGUAUGAAGGAGGAAACAUACUGGGUUUCUCGAUGGGUCCCUGCACAGUGCAUUGCUUUACUGCAUUGCAGGUUAGUGGUUAUGGUUAGGUGAUGAAGCACCUUUCUCUGCAAAAUCCUCUCAAAGUGAUUUUCAAAUGUGUGAUGAAGAUGCAUAAAGGAUUUGCACAUUCUGGAGCGAUGUGCAAGGCACUCAUCAUGUUUGUUUUCUCACCUUUAUUUACCACUCCUGUCAUAUUUGGAGUGGCGUUCACUUAUGGAUGUCCACCGAUUCGGGCCUGGUGUUAGUGCAGGCCCUACGCUCUUAACUCACAUUGUUCACAUUACUAUUGUUCGAAGUGCGGCAGUGAUGUGCGCCACCUGGUGGCUGUACAAUACACCUACACUGGGUGUGCAGAUUUAGGAGGUUGGUUUUAAGUUUUUGGUCUCGGGGUGUGGACGAUAGCUCAGUGCUUCAUGAAAAAGGAGAGGGAACAGAACCGAAAUGGUGUGUAAAGGAGCAACCACCUUCAUGAUAUACUUGUGAAUGACACCGAGUACUUAAUAGCCUCUCUGGCUCUUUUAACCUUUCUUGAACGGUGUCGAUUGUCAACAUUUCCCUUCCUUGCCCCCCCCCACCCCCCCACCCCCCCUUACACCGUUUUGCUCUAUUGUGGUCACCAGUUCAUGCUUACGUUUGCUUUUGUAUGCAUCCACUUUCCCUUGCGCACUUCUUAGGCUACAGACAUUUCGCUUUAUGAAUCAUGGAGGAAAAAAAUGUUGAUUUUUUUUGUCAUUUUUUUCUAAAUGUAUAAAUAACAGGAAUCUUUCCUCCCGAUGCAGGUAUGGUGAUGGUGUAGUCUGUUGUACCUUUUUUCGGGGAACAAUACUGUAUAUCUCUGCCUUUAUCAGUCUUAAUUAUUUUACCUUCUGGAGAACUUGACAGAUACCCUUAGCACACAUCGAGUAUGUUAAAAAAAAAAAAAAAAGUAAUAUUUUACAACAUGUAUCAUUCCAAUAAAGUUUUACUUGUUAAAAUUACAA